AUGGAAUCUCCAAAAUCCGACGGAGCUCAAGAGCAGUCCGAGCACUUUACACCCGAGGCAGUGGAACGCUUUCCAAUCGAGGUAGCAGAAGCCUUUGAGCCCGAGGACGAGGUUAUCCGCCGACUCCACCGUACCGGCUCUCCCCCAGGUAGUCUGCUUUGUUCAUUCCCAGACCCUGCACCGGCGACGACUCUGAACCAGUUCCGUUUCCAGUUGUACCGAGAGAACGGGGUCUGGCCCGGUCUGACCGGUUAUCUAGAGAAGUAUGUUAACGCUUCACACUUGGUCUGGAGCAUGUGUGCCAUGCUUGCAGAUAGCAAUAUUGAUCCAGAUUACAAAGAUACUUUCGAGUUAUGGCGUGCACAGUGGAGACAGUUUAAUAAGAGCUUUGAGAUUCACGGAAAUACCACGCGCACUAUGGAUGUUCCCCCGUCGCCAGUGACUGUGAUGUGGAUUCAGAAGCCUAACAGCCUUUCGUAUGUUCAACUCCGUCUUAAUGAGUACAAAGAGAAGGAGCGUGAUCGUGAGGCACUGGAGGCUCUCUGGAAGUGGAUGCUUGAUGUUCCAGCUGAAGCUAUCGUGGAAGGAACCUUUAUCAUUAAGCUUGGGUAUGAGUCUUGGUUCCCGAAGGAGUAG
Molecule: messenger RNA, 636 nt
Organism: Penicillium coprophilum
Lineage: Eukaryota; Fungi; Ascomycota; Eurotiomycetes; Eurotiales; Aspergillaceae
Exons: 1
Coding region: 1-636 (211 amino acids)
Source: RefSeq, a predicted model, not a curated record